AGGUCAAGAUCUUAUACGUGAGAAACCUUAUGCUGCACACCACUGAGGAGACCAUUGCCAAAGAGUUCAAUGCGUUCAAGGAAGGCAGUGUGGAGAGGGUUAAGAAGCUCAGAGACUUUGCCUUCAUUCAUUUCUUCACCAGAGAGGAUGCCCUCAACGCCAUGAAUGCAAUGGACGAUGCCUUACUCGAUGGUGCUAAGAUCGAGGUUGUUCUAGCCAAGCCUGUAGACAAAGGCAACUACGUCCGGUACACCCGUGGAGCAGGGCGGGGCUACGUCCAGCAGGGUCUCUAUGGUUACGAGCAGCAGCAGCAGCAGCAAUCGAGCCCCUCUUACUAUCCAGGUUACAGCAAUCCAACUGGAAUGCCACCAAUGAUGGGAAUGGGCGGCGGUAGAGGCGGCGGUAUGAUGCAACGCUCACCGAUCCGUGGCGGUACCAGAGGUCGUGGCGGCGGCGGUGGUAUGCGUGGUGCCGGUGGAACCAGAAGCUACGGCAUGGGACGAGGAUACAACCGAUACGACAGGAAACCUCAGGAGCCACGCCUGUUCGACCUCCUACCCGGAAUGGAAUUGACCCCAACCAACCCAGUAACUAUUAAACCAGAGAAAAAUAACAUUCAGGUCUUGGAGGAGCUUUGCAAUAAGAACCAAUGGGGCCCACCCAGCUUCACUCCCCUCUCUCACCGUACCAACAGUGAAGUCCAGCUCUUCAUCUAUAAGGUGACUGUUCCAGGUCUAUCAGCCAACUAUCCCGAUGGCCUUACGCCCCAGAAGCUUCACCAGACCCCAGACCAGGCUAAGAACUUUGCCGCUGAGUGCCUGCUGGCUUCCCUCGGGGUUCCAGUCGAUGGUGAGCUGUAAUAGAGAGGGCCAUAGAUCAAUGUAAGACU
Molecule: messenger RNA, 889 nt
Organism: Strongylocentrotus purpuratus (purple sea urchin)
Lineage: Eukaryota; Metazoa; Echinodermata; Echinoidea; Camarodonta; Strongylocentrotidae
Product: APOBEC1 complementation factor
Exons: 7
Coding region: 30-860 (276 amino acids)
Cellular component (GO): nucleus
Molecular function (GO): mRNA binding
Source: RefSeq, a predicted model, not a curated record